Molecule: messenger RNA, 4628 nt
Organism: Alligator mississippiensis (American alligator)
Lineage: Eukaryota; Metazoa; Chordata; Crocodylia; Alligatoridae
Gene: ING1
Product: inhibitor of growth family member 1
Exons: 2
Coding region: 2860-3705 (281 amino acids)
Biological process (GO): positive regulation of DNA-templated transcription
Cellular component (GO): nucleus
Source: RefSeq, a predicted model, not a curated record
UGGAUCAAGAAAUGAUGGGGGGAGGGGGGGGAAUCAAUGGCUGAUUCUGCUGCUUGAUAAAGAGCCUCUCCUUCUCUAAGGAUGGAGCAGAGCUGUGCAUUAUUUUAAUCUCAGCCUCUGGAGAUGAUGCGUGUUCUGCAGGGUUUGCCAUGGCGUGGUAUGCCCAUCCUCCCACCCCCAAUAAUGGUGCGGAGUGUGUGUGUGCGCGCGCGUGUGUGAGUGUGAUUGCCACCUCGUGCCCUCUGCGGGGUGGAGGGUGUGCUGCCCACCCCCCUCGAGAUACCUGGGCGCGGGGAGCAUGGCGCUGCGCCCUCCAGGCACUUCGCUGUCCCGGGGUCGAGGACGUUUUUGAGGGGAGCUGCGAGGAAGAAGCAUGAUCAUGGGUCUUACUCUCUUGGGGCCGGGGCAAAUUCUGCACGACAGUAUCCGGGCCCCCGGGGAGAGGCGGGGAGCUGAGCUAGCCUGUGUUAGCGAGAUGCUAGUUAUAGUUAGCAGUGGGGAGAGGGGGAUGCACAUCUCACUGCAGGAACAAGAUCCCCUCCUCCCCGGUUUAGUGCAAGUUAGAGGUGACCUGCAAAGGGAAACUGACUGGCUGCGUGUCUCGUCCCUUAGUUGUGCUCCGCGAAGGCCUGAAGUGUUGUCCGUGCGUGUGCGUGUACAGGGGAAGCACUGGAGUCAUACAGUACAUCGCACGAUAUAUUGCUUCCUGUGUGUGUGUGUGUGUGUGUGUGUGCGCGUGUGUGUAUAGAGCUAGUGUUUGGCGAAGAUCAUAAGGUGCAUAUGUACCCUGCCUUUCUGACUUCAGACUAACACGGCUAACUGCCUGUCUCUCUGUGCAGUAUAUGAAGUAUAUAGAAACAUAGUGUGUGCGUGUGUGUACUCACAGUAUAUACACAAUAGAUCCAAAGUCAGGUCUUCAACCUCCUCUGCCCCCAGAACUAAAGAACUAGGCAACUCGGGGCAGGCAGAUGUGUGUGUGCGUGCGCACACACACACACAUACGCCGUAUAUACACAGUAUAUGCAACGUCAGAUUUCCAUCCCUUGCUAAGAGCUAGGCGACUCAGACGGUGUGUACACACCGUUCAUACACAGUAUAUGCAACGUCAGAUCUGCAGCUCUCGCUAAGAACUAAGUAGCUCAGCGCUGUGUGCGUGUGUGUGUACACACACCGUAUAUGCAACGUGAGGUCUCCCACCCCCGCCACGAACUCAAGAAGCAGGCGGCUGGGCUGAGGGCAGGGCGGCAGGCUGCGGUUGUUGUCGAGCCGAGCACGGAGCUGGCGGACACGGCGGGCUCUUUGGUUUUGCGCUUGACUUUGACACGGCUACACCUCAGCAGGCUGCGCGUGUCCUUCCCCGCCACGGGCCCAGGGGCAGCCCGGAGCCCCACGGGCGCCACACAGCCCCGGAAGGAGGGGAAAUAAAGACAUGAACAGAAAUGUUUUUUUCUCCUCCGAUCACCUUGAAGGAGCGGGCGGGGGGCCUGCAGCGUACCCCCCGCACACAGCGCUCCGCCCUCCCCCCCUCACCCAGGCAUUGCUUCCUCUCCUUCCCUGUGCCCCGAGCCCGGCGCCCCGGGCAUGUCCCUCCGAGUAACCCCUUCCUCCCUUUGGUCCUCUGCACCCGAAUGUGCUCUGAAACCGGGAACACCAGGCAGGGCUUUCCCGCCCACUUCUCCCCACUAUUCUGCAGUCAUCGCGGGGAGUACGCAUGCCCAGAACCCGAAGGCAAGGGGGGGCUGCUGGGAAAUGUAGUCCCGGCAGAUACCAUGUUCUUCUCCCCGCCCCUCUGAAGUGCGCAUGCGUAGUACACCCCCUCCCCGCAACGCGUCGCGGUAUCCCAGGCAUAAUUGUCAUUGCUUUCCCCCGCUUCUGGGCGCCGAUUGGCUUGGAGCGCCGGGGGGCGGAAUAUCUGCCGCGACGCGCGUUCCGAUUGGCUGGCGCGAGUGUCAUUGCAGCGGCGGAGGAGGGAUGCGGCUCCCUGUGUUGGGGGGUGGAAGUUGGCUUCGCUGCUCCGUUAAAGGGGAGCCCCCGCUGCAAACCGGGUGGCGUAUGAGUCACACGCACAAGUGAACACGCACAAACACACACCCUUGUGCCACGCACCGCCCUUAGCCCCUCCCGCCCCAAAACUUUCCCCCUCAGCCUAGCGUGAGCAGGGAUGGGUAAUAAAUCUGUAGGGGAGGGGGGAAGGAAGCGAGAGAGAGUGUGUGUGUGCGAACGUCCACCCGCCCCUGUAGCGGGGAGGGGUGCGCAUGCGCGGUGCGUGGCGGGGCUGAAUGUUUCCCAAGUGUUUGAAACUGGUAUUUGGGUUUUCCACGUUGGAUCAAGUGCGGCGCACUGAGCGGGGAGCAGCAGCCACACCGAGGAGGAGGAGGAGGAGCAGGAGCAGGAGCAGGAGCAGGAGCCGGCAAACAGAAGGGUUCGCUUUUGCCGCUGCUGCCUCACACUUUGCAGACCAGAUUUUGUUUCCAGAUUGUUUCGGAGGAGCUGGUGUGAGCUGCACACACACACACACCCCUCCCUCCGAUUGUUCCUACCCCUGUCCUCCGUGAGGUCCCCGCCACGACAGCCAUUCAGUCAGCUGCUGCUGCUGGCUGGAGCGGGGUGACUCGCGGAGGGUGUGUGUGUGUGUGUCUCCCUCCCUCUGUGUUUUCACCGGAGAGGAGUCCGAUGUAGCUGCUCCCGGUGCUCAGGAGGAGGUGGGGGGAGCUGCGAGGGAGCGAUCCGGGCACCGAGCAGCCCUUGCAAGCCUGGGCUGGGCGGUAGGCAGGAGACGACCCCCGCUGCCGCUGCCGCUGCGCCCGUGGAGGGGGCUCGGAUCCCUCUGUUGCCUGCCUCGUUUUCUCCACUCGCCGGAUGAAAAUGUUGAGUCCCGCUAACGGAGACCAGCUGCAGCUCGUGAACUAUGUGGAGGAUUAUUUGGACUCCAUCGAGUCCCUGCCCUUCGAUCUGCAGAGAAACGUCUCUCUGAUGAGGGAGAUUGACGCCAAAUAUCAAGAGAUCUUAAAGGAGCUGGAUGAUUAUUAUGAAAAGUUCAAACGAGAGACAGAUGCAGUGCAGAAGAGAAGACUGUUGCAUUGCAUACAGAGAGCAUUGAUCAGGAGUCAGGAGCUGGGAGAUGAAAAAAUCCAAAUUGUCAGCCAGAUGGUGGAGCUCGUUGAGAAUAGAACCAGACAAGUGGAUGGUCACGUGGAACUAUUUGAGACUUGUCAAGAGACUAACGACACUACUGGGAACAGUGGCAAAGCCAAUCAGGAUAAGUCAAAGAAUGAAACAAUCACUCAGGCAGAAAAGCCCAACAAUAAGAGGUCAAGGCGGCAAAGGAAUAAUGAAAAUCGAGAAAAUGCUUCUAAUAAUCACGAUCACGAUGACAUCACCUCAGGAACUCCAAAAGAGAAGAAAGCAAAAACAUCCAAGAAAAAGAAGCGCUCCAAGGCAAAAGCAGAGAGAGAAGCUUCUCCAGCAGAUCUUCCUAUUGAUCCCAAUGAGCCAACAUACUGCUUGUGUAAUCAAGUCUCCUACGGAGAAAUGAUAGGAUGUGAUAAUGAUGAGUGUCCAAUUGAGUGGUUUCAUUUCUCAUGUGUGGGACUGAAUCAUAAACCAAAGGGUAAAUGGUAUUGCCCCAAAUGUAGAGGAGAAAACGAGAAAACCAUGGACAAGGCACUGGAGAAAUCAAAAAAAGAAAGGGCCUACAACAGGUAGUUUGGAGACUUUUAAUAGCAAAGAAAACUAAAACCACCAAACCAGUGUAUUUAUUGUCAGUGUCACCUUUGUGGAGGUGCUAGGAUUGUAAAAUGUAUAUUUUUAAAGGAGGUUAGAAACUGAACCAUUCCUGUUAUAGGGACGGCAAUAAGACUGAUUUUGUUUUUCAUUUGGUACAGCUAUAAACAAGAAAGUGUGGUCCGUGGACCAACAUUUAACAAUAAACAAAGUAAUAAAAGUUUAAGUGUAAUAGUGUUCAGCUGGGUCUUAAGAGAAAAGAAUACUUUUUUGUGUGUGCUUGUAGCACUGUACCCAUUAAAAUUUCAAUUACAAUAUUUCUUGAACAUAAUUUCAUUUUUCUUCAUAAGGGAAUGUUAUUUACCUUUUGAGCAAAUUAUCAAAUAGUAUUGCCAUCCGGCUGCAUUUGAAUAAAGCUACAGUACCUUGCAAAUUAAAUUUCUUUCAUUGACAACCAGUACAAGAAUUAACAGAACAAAGGUAAAGAAUCUAGUUCCUGCUACAAAGUGUGUCAGUAUAACAGUUUAAUAACAAAUGUUGAAAUAGGGUUAGAAGAUUAUUUUUAAAAAAAAGUAAAUGGUUGACUUUUACAUGACAAAUAUUUUAUAUACUGGCCAGGUACCACAAGGGCCAUUUUAAAAUGAUUCAGUACAUUUUAUAUUUAACCAGGAAGUGGUUUAGUAAUGAAACUUAACAUAAAACAAGCUUUAUACUGUCACAGAUAAUAAUGUAGCAAUCUUUAAUUUGUAUAAGUUGUAUAAAUGUACAUUUUUAAGUGGAGUUGCACUUACUGUAUUAUAAUUGGAAAUGCAGCCAAAUGCCAUUGGUUAACCAAUGCGCAUUUCCUUCUGUAUGUAUGAAAACUGUACAGCUGUGAUAUUAAGAAAUAAAUGAAACAACUUGGA